Molecule: messenger RNA, 2652 nt
Organism: Sitodiplosis mosellana (orange wheat blossom midge)
Lineage: Eukaryota; Metazoa; Arthropoda; Insecta; Diptera; Cecidomyiidae
Product: long-chain-fatty-acid--CoA ligase 4-like
Exons: 11
Coding region: 404-2524 (706 amino acids)
Biological process (GO): neuron differentiation; long-chain fatty acid metabolic process; long-chain fatty-acyl-CoA metabolic process
Cellular component (GO): endoplasmic reticulum; lipid droplet; plasma membrane
Molecular function (GO): palmitoyl-CoA ligase activity
Source: RefSeq, a predicted model, not a curated record
UCUAAUAAUUAAAUCAUCAUCUAAUUAUACGAAUCGUUUACGAUUCAGAAUAAUGUUUUUGUAUCGUGUCUGUCUGUGUUUGUUUUGAAGUUUCCGUCUCUGUGUUCAAUUCGUUCUGGUGGUGUACAUUACAACACAUCGAAUUAAGCAUGUUUCACUCUAUCAUACUCUCUGUGCGCUUGUAUUAUCUUAUUUUGCUCAGUACAAAUGUACGCUUCAAAUCAACAGUCGCCUGACAGUACCUGGUGAUUUCGAUGUUUCAAACUCAAUCAGUCUGUGAGUGUCACCAAAUCAAGAGUGUUUGAUAUAAAAGAACACAACACUAUCAGCUUCAUUUCAUUCAAUUUUUCUCGUCUAUUGAAUACGUCAUAAUAUUUGCCACAAAAAUACAUUGAAUUGCGACAUGGAUAGUUCUUGGGUACAAACGGCAAUCAAUGCGAUUCGUGUUGUCAGUUUUGUCUGCGAUGUAAUCACAUUUCCUGUGUAUUUAGUGGUACAGCAACCAUGGAAACGACGACAAUUAUCAAAACGAGUCCGAGCAAAACCAAUUUCGGCUGAUGAUAAAGAAAUUACGUAUCGUUCCGUUGAGCCGUUCAGUGCGACACACGUGAAAAUGGUGCAAGCAAAUGUGGAUACAAUGGAAAAGAUGCUAACCUAUGCUGCAAACACUCAUACUAGCAAAAGGUGUUUGGGCACACGGAAAAUUCUGAGCGAAGAAGAUGAAAUCCAACCAAACGGUCGUGUAUUCAAAAAGUACAACAUGGGUGAUUAUGAAUGGCGUACGUUUGCCGAGGUCGAAAAGUCAACCGUUAAUUUUGGACGUGGUUUGCGCGAAUUGGGUCAAGUGGCGUACAAAAAUAUCGUCAUCUUCGCUGAAAGCAGAGCCGAAUGGAUGAUCGCCGCACAUGGAUGCUUCAAACAGAAUUUCCCCAUUGUCACCAUUUAUGCGACGCUCGGCGAAGAGGGUGUCAUUCAUGGUAUCAACGAAACGGACGCCACCAUUGUUAUUACCAGCCAUGAAUUGUUGCCAAAAUUCAAAUCUUUGUUGCCACAACUGCCAAAUGUUCAAUCGGUCAUUUAUAUGGAAGAUCAAUUGCACGAAACUAAAACCGAUGGAUUCAAAGAGGGUGUUCGUAUUUUGCCAUUCGAUGAAGUUAUUAAGUUAGGCAGCACAAGCAGUGCUGUGGCUGCUCCACCGUGCGCCGAAGACAUUGCCAUUAUAAUGUACACCUCAGGAUCGACUGGAACACCCAAAGGAGUUUUGCUAACGCAUAAAAAUUGCAUUGCAACACUUAAAGCCUUCUCAGAUGCUUUGGAAGUAUAUCCAGAUGAUGUUCUUCUUGGAUUCUUGCCAUUGGCUCACGUUCUUGAAUUACUUGCCGAGAGUUUGUGUCUUUUAGCUGGUGUACCAAUUGGUUAUUCCACACCAACUACACUCACCGAUAUCAGCAGCAAAAUUAAACAGGGUUCCAAAGGAGAUGCAUCAGUAUUAAAACCAACUGCGAUGACCACUGUGCCGCUCAUUCUGGACAGAAUAACCAAGGGAAUCAACGAUCAAGUUGAGAAAGGAACGCCAUUCCAAAAAGCAUUCUUCAAAUUUGCGUAUGACUAUAAGAAGAAAUGGGUACGCAGAGGCUAUGAAACACCAAUUUUAAACAAAUUUGUGUUUAGUAAAAUUUCAAAAAUGGUCGGUGGUCGUGUUCGAUUGAUGUUGGCCGGUGGCGCUCCAUUAUCGCCCGAAACCCAUGAACAAGCCAAAUUGUGCCUGUGCACCGAUGUCGUUCAAGGCUAUGGCUUAACGGAAACAACAUCAGGAGCAACUGUCAUGGAUCCUAUGGAUUUAUCAUUGGGACGGGUUGGAGCCCCAACAACAAUCUGUGAUAUUCGUCUGGUUUCGUGGGAAGAAGGAAACUAUCGUGUUACUAACAAACCACAUCCACAAGGAGAAAUAAUCAUUGGCGGUGAUUGUGUGUCACGAGGUUACUUCAAACUUGAAGAUAAAACUGCUGAAGAGUUCUUUGAUGAAGAUGGCAGAAGGUGGUUCAAAACCGGAGAUAUUGGAGAAUUCCAUGAAGAUGGUGUGCUUAAAAUUAUCGAUCGUAAGAAAGAUUUGGUCAAACUGCAGGCAGGUGAAUACGUUUCAUUGGGUAAAGUUGAGUCCGAAUUGAAGACUUGCCCAGUUGUCGACAACAUUUGCGUGUACGGAGAAUCAUCGAAACAUUUCGUUAUUGCAUUAGUUGUGCCAAACCAAAAACACUUGAAGGAUCUAGCACUAUCGCUAGGUAUUUCAGAUACAUUCGAAAACCUGUGCUCGUUGCCGGCUCUGGAGAAAGCUGUUGUCAAGUUAUUAGAAGAUCAUGGACGUAAAUGCAAAUUGCAAAAGUUCGAAGUUCCAGCCGCUGUAAAAUUGUGCAAAGAAGUGUGGACACCCGAUUUGGGUCUCGUUACAGCCGCAUUCAAACUUAAGCGGAAAGAUAUUCAAGAUCGUUAUCAAGCGGAUAUUAACCGAAUGUAUGGGAAAUAAAAUAGCCACAACUUCCAAUUUUAAAUUAUACAUUAGAUAAAUUUAUAUACAUAUUGCAAAUGUAAAUAGUUUUACCUAUUUUCAAAUAAUAAAAUUGAAACUAUUUUUUCUAAUUUAUAAAUUAUAAA